Phycomyces blakesleeanus NRRL 1555(-) is the source of this 807-nucleotide messenger RNA. RefSeq lists its product as hypothetical. Bases 11 to 754 code for a protein of 247 amino acids. NCBI's taxonomy places the organism in Eukaryota, Fungi, Mucoromycota, Mucoromycetes, Mucorales, Phycomycetaceae. The record is from RefSeq and is a predicted model, not a curated record. The transcript is spliced from 5 exons. Gene Ontology annotation, cellular component: cytoplasm. Gene Ontology annotation, biological process: import into nucleus.
CAAUAACACAAUGGCAUCAAAAACAGCUAUAGUACUCGGUGGAACUGGCGCGGUUGGAAAGGCACUCGUAAGGGAUCUGUUGGUAAAUGGAAGUUACGAAAAGGUUGUUGCCAUUGGAAGAAGACCAGUUGAACUUGACUCGAAUGUUCCUCAAGAGAAACUUGUUCAAAAGUCAGUUGACUUUGAUAAUCUCGACAAAUAUCGACAAGCCUUUAAUAACGCCAGUGAUGUGUAUUGCUGUCUUGGAACUACUCGAGCAGCGGCUGGUACUGCAGAGAACUUUGUAAAGAUUGACCAGACCUACGUGCUUAACUCAGCCAAGAUUAUUGCGGAACAGAAUCCACCAAAAGAUAAUGAGAAGCUGAGUCCAGUACACUUUUUGUACUGUUCGUCUAGGGGUUCAAAUAAGGAUUCUGUUUUCUUGUACCCAAGAUCAAAGGGACAGACAGAAGAAGGCUUAAAACAGACUGGAUUCCAAAAAGUGAGUCUGUUUCACCCAGGAAUAUUGAUCGUCGAGGAGCCAAGACCCGAACGCAGACUUGCUGAAGCGGUUGUGGUCAAUUUGGUUCCUAGCUUCAGUCGGUUCUUUGGACUAAGCUGGUAUGCUCCGGUCGGGUCGGUUGGUAGUGCGAUGCGUAAGGUUGGGGAGGGAUAUAAUGUUCCGGAAAGCAAAACCAAGGUGUUUGAACCAACUGGUACAAAGGUUAAUGAGUUUAGUAAUGUCGACAUUGAUCUUAUUUCACCCCAUGACUAAAGAAGAAAAAGAAGACAAUUGUAUAUUUUAAUAAAGUAAUCAUAAUUCAUCAU